Ilex paraguariensis (yerba mate) is the source of this 771-nucleotide messenger RNA. The record is from the annotation of a GenBank genome assembly. NCBI's taxonomy places the organism in Eukaryota, Viridiplantae, Streptophyta, Magnoliopsida, Aquifoliales, Aquifoliaceae.
AUGGGGAUUCAAGGCCAUUUUCUCUUCUUUGGCUUUAUGCUCCUCACUUACUCACUGAGUAGUAGUAGUGAGGCUCAUCCUGCUAGGACUUAUGCUAGGGUUUCUGUAGACACUAGUACUGCACCUUUAACACCUACUUAUGGCAUUGCUACGCUUAAUCGUUCCAGUUUUCCGGAGGGCUUUGUCUUUGGGGCAGCUUCAGCUGCUUAUCAGGUUGAAGGUGGAUGGAAUGAAGAUGGUGGAAAGUUAAGCGGAGGUGUGAAUGAGGAAGGAAUUGAGUAUUACAACAACCUUAUAAAUGAGACCCUAUUCAAAGGUCUAAAGCCCUUUGUGACUCUUUACCAUUUUGAUGUCCCCCAAGCCCUAGAAGAUGAGUGUGGUGGUUUCCUAAGUCCGAAGAUUGUCAUAAAUGCGUACGAUAGUGGUGAUUUUGCACCAGGUCGAUGUUCCUCUUGGAUAAGCCCAAAUUGCACCGGUGGGAACUCAAGCACCGAACCAUAUACUGUUGCACACCACCAACUUAUUGCGCACGCAGCAGCUGUGAAAUUGUAUAAGGAUAAAUACCAGAAAUUGCAAAAUGGUAAUAUUGGAAUUACGCUAGCGACUUUUUGGUACGUGCCAUUCUCCAAUUCGACAGAUGAUUACCGUGCUGCAAGGCGGUCUUUGGACUUUUAUCUUGGAUGGGAUGGUGUUAAUGUGAUGGCAUACUUUGCAUGGGCAAUAAUGGACAAUUUGAAUGGAGCUCCGGUUACACUGUCCGUUUUGGAUUAA